CGCCAGCGACACCGCCAUCGCCGACAACGCCGCCAAAAUGCAGAUCUUCGUCAAGACGCUGACGGGGAAGACGAUCACCCUCGAGGUUGAGUCGUCGGACACCAUCGACAAUGUGAAGGCGAAGAUUCAGGACAAGGAGGGCAUCCCGCCCGACCAGCAGCGCCUGAUCUUCGCGGGCAAGCAGCUUGAGGACGGUCGCACGCUCUCGGACUACAACAUCCAGAAGGAGUCGACUCUCCACUUGGUGCUCCGUCUCCGUGGCGGUAUCAUCGAGCCCUCGCUCAAGGUGCUUGCCUCCAAGUACAACUGCGACAAGCAGAUCUGCCGCAAGUGCUACGCGCGCCUCCCGCCCCGUGCCACCAACUGCCGCAAGCGGUCGUGUGGGCACUCCAGCCAGCUCCGCCCGAAGAAGAAGUUGAAAUAGUGGUUGUGCGCCAAGCACCUUCUGUUUCUUGCCCUUCGCCGCUACGUAUGCUACUACGGCUGCGCCUACGUAUGAUAUACACAUGUACAUCCCCCAUGAAGCAUGCAUUCCGCCUUCCAUGA
Molecule: messenger RNA, 546 nt
Organism: Schizophyllum commune H4-8
Lineage: Eukaryota; Fungi; Basidiomycota; Agaricomycetes; Agaricales; Schizophyllaceae
Product: ubiquitin-60S ribosomal protein L40 fusion protein
Exons: 4
Coding region: 38-424 (128 amino acids)
Biological process (GO): protein ubiquitination; modification-dependent protein catabolic process; translation
Cellular component (GO): cytoplasm; ribosome; nucleus
Molecular function (GO): structural constituent of ribosome; ubiquitin protein ligase binding; protein tag activity
Source: RefSeq, a predicted model, not a curated record